Pipistrellus kuhlii (Kuhl's pipistrelle) is the source of this 904-nucleotide messenger RNA. RefSeq names its product cancer/testis antigen 47A. The coding region runs from base 1 to 543 and encodes 180 amino acids. NCBI's taxonomy places the organism in Eukaryota, Metazoa, Chordata, Mammalia, Chiroptera, Vespertilionidae. The transcript is spliced from 3 exons. The record is from RefSeq and is a predicted model, not a curated record.
AUGAUAGUAGAUGCCCACCAGUUUCCCAUGGUGGGCUUUCGCUUCAUGUUCCUGAACCUCUUGCACUCACUGCUACACCGCAUACACUACAACAACCAUAUCCUCCUGCGUCCCCGUGGCAUCCGCAGGAUGGCCCAGUCCAGGCAUCAGAGGUCUGGACGCAUGGCCCAGAUCCGUGUGAUUUUGAUGCCCGAAGGCUUCAGAGAACGGGUCGUAGCCAUGGUGCCCCAUGGGUUCAGAGAGAGAGUCGUAGCCAUGAUUCCCCAUGGCUCCAGAGAGAGGGUCGUAGCCAUGGUGCAUGAGUCUGAAGAUGGACCUGAGAGAUUUGGACCGAGGAUCCUGGCCCUCCCAGAGCCCGAAGGCCAGGUCCAGGACCUGGUAGAUGAGUCUGCGCCUGGGGAGAUGGCAGAGGAGGCACAGGAGGAGCCCACGCAGGAGGCCGAAGCCCACCGGGAAACAACUGAAGAAGAGGCCCAGGGUGCUGAAAGUAAGGAAGACAAAGAGGAGUUGAAAAAAAACAGGAAGGACUUGAAAAGGUUGUGAAUCCUGCAGAGAGUAGAUCCAGAAAUCCAGUUUGGAGAACUAGAAAGAAGAUAGAGAAAGAAGAAAGAAUUUAUUGUUCCCUCUUUUUAAGUUUUUUAUAUUCAUAAAUCCAUGUUAAUUGCAUGAAACAAUGAUAUUCCAAAGUUCAUCACCCAAACAGUGCUAUUCAAUGACAUCUCACUUUUAUUUCUUAUAGCUAAAUUUGGCAGCAUUUGUUUUAGUUAAAAAUAAGUUUGUUUCAAUUAAUAAACUGAAAUGUAGGCAGAGUUUAUUUAGAUAAAUAAUCCCAACUCAUAUGUUUCUUACCUCUUUGUUUCAAAAGAUAUCACUUUCCACAUUUUGUAAGCCUAUUUUAAAUUAU